Phaedon cochleariae (mustard beetle) is the source of this 492-nucleotide messenger RNA. NCBI's taxonomy places the organism in Eukaryota, Metazoa, Arthropoda, Insecta, Coleoptera, Chrysomelidae. The record is from the annotation of a GenBank genome assembly.
AUGAACGUUUAUUUCAUAAUCUUCCAUUCAAAUGAUCCUCCUGAGGGAUCUGAGGAUGAAAUAGAAGCAUCAACCAAAAAUUUAGAACUUGACGAUCACCCCAUGGAAAGAGCAAUGGUGCCACCCCAUAUCGAUUCCGAUUUUCAACCGUUCACACAUUCUCAAGAAUACAGGAGAGAUUAUUAUUCCAAUACCGAAAAUAUGCUGCUAGAGACUAUCCCCAAGAUAUCUAUCAAAAACUGCGAUGCUCUCUUCGAUAAACCUUGCGAUGAUUCUGAAUGUUCAAGGACUGAUUUGUUUUAUCUGAGAGCAAGAGAAGUUAUCCUGGAAAGUGGAUCGCUGCCUAAUGAACUUGAGCUGAGGGAUAAUGGAGUUUUUGCGAAGAUGAAUAUUGCUAAGUGCACCAGAUAUGGUCCGUUUCAAGGAAAGUGGGCCAGUGUUCCGCAGGAUGCCAGGUUUGCAUGGGAGGUAAGUGCUGAGACUUUCACUUGA